GUCGAGAAUGUAUGGGCACACGGAAGACUCAUAGACCCGCCAUCGAGAUCCAGCGCCUGGAGGUUUGGCUACAAAACCAAAAUCAAUUACAACGAUAACGAACUAUUUUGCGGCGGUUUUACGAGACAAUGGAAACGAAACGGCGGAAAGUGUGGUAUAUGUGGCGACCCAUACGAUGGCAAACGUGAUAAUGAGACACCAAACGGGAAAUACGCCAAAACCUUGGCCAUCACCAGGACCUACAUAAGCGGCCAAACCAUUGCAGCCAAAGUUCAGUUAACCGCCAAUCAUAACGGAUUCUUUGUGUUCAAAGUGUGUCCAGCGGUUAAUGACAGUCAAGAAGUGACUCAACAAUGUUUGGAUAGGUUUGCCCUCAAUGUGUUGGACCCGCAGAACAGUUCAGACAAGUAUACCGUUCCCUCGCCUAAGGCCGAAACCUUUACGAUUGACCUCAAACUGCCCGAUGGGUUGGCGUGCGAUCGGUGUGUGUUUCAGUGGACAUACACUUCGGCCAAUAAUUGGGGAAAAUGUGACAAUGGGUUGAGUGCUGUGGGAUGUGGUCCUCAGGAGACGUUCAGAGGUUGCGCUGAUGUCCGCAUUUUAGCUCAUAAUAACACUCUUAAUGAGACAGAGAUGACAACAACUCCUCAUUAUGUGGUCCCGGAUAGUGAUCCUAACGAUGAGACCCUGAAUACGAUUGAGUCCAAGCGGGUGCUGACCACUACUGACUCCUCCUAUACUCCUAUCAAAUAUAAUGAUAAUUCAAAGCGAGUUCUGACAGCCGCCCACCCCUUCUAUACUCCCGUUGAAUAUAAUGAUAUCAAAAGGGAAAGUGGCUGUAAAUCGACGGGCAUUUGGAGGGCAGUGCCAAAUAUGGAUGAUUGGUGUCGGACUAACUGUGCCCUCAAUUAUUGUCCUCAAUCUCAUUGUACAUGUAAUCAUAACUAA
Messenger RNA from Oppiella nova, 948 nucleotides. NCBI's taxonomy places the organism in Eukaryota, Metazoa, Arthropoda, Arachnida, Sarcoptiformes, Oppiidae. The record is from the annotation of a GenBank genome assembly.